AUGCGCACUAGAAGCCGCCGCGCACCGCGCCUGCGCGAACAUGGCGGGCCUGGCGUCCUGACACCCGCGCUCUCGGUCCCGCUCGCCUCCCCGCUUGCCCCGAACGCGGGGCCGGUCGGGGGAAGAGGAGGAGGAGAAGUUGGUGCGCGGGGGCCGGGGCCGGGCGCGGGUUUCUCGGAACCGGCCGCGGGCCCCGCUGCGCUGCGCCGGCGAGCGGGUCGCCCGGGGGCGGAGCCGAGCGGAGCGGGCGAAGGCGGGAGAGCCGGCGGGGCGCGAGGCCGCAGCAUGAGUCAGCAGAAGCCGCAGCAGCACAAGCAGCAGCACAAGCAGCAGCCCAAGCUGCAGCCCAAGCUGCAGCAGAAGCAGCAGCCGCCGGCGCGCAGACUGCCCAGCCUGCUCGUGGACCCCGCGCAGGAGACGGUGCGCCGCCGCUGCAGGGACCCCAUCAACGUCGAGGGCCUGCUGCCAUCAAAAAUAAGAAUUAAUUUAGAAGAUAAUGUACAAUAUGUGUCCAUGAGAAAAGCUCUAAAAGUGAAGAGACCUCGUUUUGAUGUAUCACUGGUUUAUUUAACUCGAAAAUUUAUGGAUCUUGUCAGAUCUGCCCCUGGGGGCAUUCUUGACUUAAACAAGGUUGCAACAAAGCUGGGAGUACGAAAGCGGAGAGUCUAUGACAUCACCAACGUCUUAGAUGGAAUAGAGCUGGUUGAGAAGAAAUCCAAGAAUCAUAUUCGAUGGAUAGGAUCAGAUUUGAGCAAUUUUGGAGCAGUCCCGCAACAAAAGAAGCUACAGGAAGAGCUUUCCAACUUGUCAGCGAUGGAGGAUGCUCUGGAUAACUUGAUCAAAGACUGUUCUCAGCAAUUGUUUGAGUUAACAGAUGACAAAGAAAAUGAAAGACUAGCAUAUGUGACAUAUCAAGAUAUCCAUAGUAUUCAAGCUUUCCACGAACAGAUUGUUAUUGCAGUUAAAGCGCCAGCAGAGACCAGAUUGGAUGUUCCAGCACCGAGAGAAGAUUCUAUUACGGUACAUAUAAGGAGCACCAACGGACCCAUUGAUGUUUAUUUAUGUGAAGUGGAACAAGAUCACUCAAAUAAUAAAACGUCUGAAGGUGAAAGGGCCUCUUCAUCUAAAAAAAGCAAACAACCAAAACAGCCCGAUAAAGAAGAACAUCCUCUGCAGCAAAGCGAAGAGUUGCUUGAUGUGAGCACCUGAUAAUGUUUCAGAAUUCCUGGACUGGAUUUU
This is a messenger RNA of Suncus etruscus (white-toothed pygmy shrew), 1239 nucleotides long. It is a transcript of the gene E2F6, whose product is annotated as E2F transcription factor 6. Gene Ontology annotation, molecular function: DNA-binding transcription factor activity, RNA polymerase II-specific; RNA polymerase II cis-regulatory region sequence-specific DNA binding; protein dimerization activity. Gene Ontology annotation, biological process: regulation of transcription by RNA polymerase II. The transcript has 7 exons. The coding region runs from base 1 to 1209 and encodes 402 amino acids. NCBI's taxonomy places the organism in Eukaryota, Metazoa, Chordata, Mammalia, Eulipotyphla, Soricidae. Gene Ontology annotation, cellular component: RNA polymerase II transcription regulator complex. The record is from RefSeq and is a predicted model, not a curated record.